Halteromyces radiatus is the source of this 1904-nucleotide messenger RNA. Its product is annotated as major facilitator superfamily domain-containing protein. Bases 76 to 1797 code for a protein of 573 amino acids. Gene Ontology annotation, molecular function: basic amino acid transmembrane transporter activity. Gene Ontology annotation, cellular component: fungal-type vacuole membrane. NCBI's taxonomy places the organism in Eukaryota, Fungi, Mucoromycota, Mucoromycetes, Mucorales, Cunninghamellaceae. The record is from RefSeq and is a predicted model, not a curated record. Gene Ontology annotation, biological process: transmembrane transport; basic amino acid transport. The transcript has 7 exons.
UUUUUUUCUUUUCUUUUGUAUAGUUAUACCCAAUAGUUCUUGGUUUUUUUUUUCUAUAUUCUAAAUUGCUUUAGAAUGAUUCAAUCCAAUAAUGAAACAUCACCGCUUUUAGGAAACAAUCAUGUCAAAACAUAUGAUCAACAAGAAACAAGUAGUAUAAACAGUGAUGAUACUGGUCAUAUUACUAUUUUGACUUCCAAUACACAUUCAACUGUGAAUACCCUUGAAUCCAAACAUAAUGAUCAAGAUGAUAAUAAUGAUAUUGUGGCAAAGCGACUAAAAGGUGUUUCCUUGUAUACUAUUUUAUUUGGACUUUGGGUAGGUGUUUCCCUUGCUGCUCUUGAUUCUUCCAUUGUUGCCACCAUUUAUACUCAAAUUGGUACAGAAUUCAAAAGAUCAAAUGAAAUUAUAUGGAUUGCUACUAGUUACAUGUUGAGUUACACUGCUCUUCAACCUUUGUAUGGGCGUAUCUCCGAUAUCUUUGGACGAAAAAAUGCUUUGAUAUUUGCCACUACUUUCUUUUUUGUUGGUUCCUUAUUAUGUGGUGCAGCAAAUGAUUUAUGGACUUUAGUAUUUGCUCGUGCUAUUGCUGGUAUUGGAGGUGGUGGUAUCAAUACAUUAACAACUGUAAUGGUCAGUGAUCUCGUUCCUUUACGUCAACGUGGUACUUUUCAAGGUUAUGGCAAUAUAGCUUAUGCUGUUGGUGGAAUUGCUGGUGCUCCUUUAGGCGGUUUUUUGACAGACACAAUUGGCUGGCGUUAUUGUUUUUAUAUUAAUUUGCCAUUACUUUUGGUCACUAUCUAUGUUUCAACUUGUUUAUUGACAAAUUAUAACUUGGAAGAAGAGAUGGAAACAGAUUUAUGGGAACGUUUCAAGAAGAUCGAUUAUCUUGGUGCUUUUACCGUUGUGAUGGCUGUGAUAGCUUUCUUAACUGCUACUUCACUUGGUGGUAAUCUUCGUCCUUGGUCUGAUCCUCUUGUUGUAGGUUGUUUGGUGACUGCAGGUAUACUUACUAUCUUGUUUUGUGUUGUGGAAGCAAAAUGGGCUACCAAUCCUUUGAUGCCUUGGCAUAUCAUCUCCAGUCAAACUCCAUUAGCUUGUUCGUCUACGAAUUUUUGGACUGUCAUGGCAUCUACUGGUACUGUUUAUAUUAUGCCACUUUAUUUCCAAGCCCUUCUUGGUUAUACGCCUACUCAUGCUGGUCUGUACUAUUUACCCAAAGUACUUGCUGUAUCCUUGGGAUCGGUGCUUUCUGGCAUCUAUAUGUCUCGCACUGGUGAAUACAUCAAGAUAUCUACUUUUGGUGCUAUCGCUUGUCUCUUAUCUAUGACUGGAUAUGCUUGUUGGACGCCAUCCACCUCCUCUUCUUAUUUAUUAUUGUGCUUGUUUGGUGAUGGCUUCUCUUUAGGUAUCAUUCUCACCACUACGCUGAUUGCUAUGUUAUCUUGUGUUGAAUCAAAAGAUAUGGCAACGAUCACUAGUAUGUCUUACCUUUACCGUUCUGCUGGUGGUGUGAUUGGGAUUUCCACUACCUCUGCCAUUUUUCAAGCCAUCAUCAAAACUAUUCUUACAGAAAAGAUUACUGGUCCAGAUGCUCAACUGUAUAUUGAUAUUGCUCGGAAAUCCAUGACGGAUGUACGAUCCUUACUCCCUCCUGAUGUUUUGGAAAUUGUACUUGAUUCAUACCAAACUGCUCUUCGAUAUUCUUUUGGAGCCUGUGCUGGCAUGGCUAUCCUUAGUGUACUCUCCACCUUCUUUAUCCAAAGAUUUGAAUUACAAACCAAAAUCAGAAAGUGAACGGUCAAUAGGACUGUAUGUUAUAGUAUUAUUGUUAUUUAUUAUUUAUUAGUAUUAGAUAUGGUUAGUUAGAACAUGAUGAAAAUAAAGAAAAUCUUUAGAACAAA